Molecule: messenger RNA, 1498 nt
Organism: Anguilla rostrata (American eel)
Lineage: Eukaryota; Metazoa; Chordata; Actinopteri; Anguilliformes; Anguillidae
Gene: pane1
Product: proliferation associated nuclear element
Exons: 7
Coding region: 383-982 (199 amino acids)
Source: RefSeq, a predicted model, not a curated record
CAGUCUAUGCUUGAAACACAUGCUACAGCUUUUACGUCCGAAUCGGAAGUCAGAUUUCCGUUUUCAAUUAUUGACGUCGUUACGUUCCACGUCAUUUGACGUGCAUAUGAAAGUUGCCGCGCAUGGUUCAGCUAAGUGUGUCCGUGUUAUGUUUAGUGGCUGGUUUCGGCCGAUGAAAAUAUAGCGAGAUAUUUUCCCCUUUAUUGUUCUGGUAAAGAAAUCUCUGACAAAUCUAUUCAUUUAUUGCAUGUACUUUGCAAACGAUAGCUGCGCGCAGGUUUCAAAUUUUUUGGCUAAUAUUAGCUAGCUAGCUAGAUAGCAAAUUACUGCGUUGAACGAAGUGUUUUAGGGGAAAAUAACGCGACGAACACGAAGUAGCUAAAUGUCUUUAAAACCAUUUAACAAAUUGCCCGAAUUGAAUACAGCCAACGUAUUGCUUGUGGAGAAUGAAGAGCGGUUUCAGAAGAAGUUAGCAGACGCCAUCGUCCUCCUAGAAAACAAUGUAAACGUAAUAGUGCGUUUGGCCCGGAGUCUUCCAUUGCCAUUGGAAAAUGCAGAGAGUCGGCCACGAAUCGAUUUAGUGGUUUUUAUCGUGCACCUCAACUCUGAACAAAGUCUUUUGUCAGCAGAGACAUCUCUUAAGCAUUUGGAUUCAGGUUACUUCCUGGGCAAAGUCUGUUUCCUGGUUACUGGUGCUCGAUGUGGAACGCUUCCUUAUGAGCGCCUGACCUCUCUCAAGAAGAUGGCUGCAACCUUAAACUCACCCUUGCUGAUGACAGAAGACAAGCCUGCUGCCGACAUGACUCGGCUGUACGCGGCUUUGCACUACAACCACAAAAAACGAACAUCAACAUUCUACGGCAGAGGGUGUGAACACUGCAGCUCAACGGGUGCUGGCCGUGCUCAGGGUGGCGGCAGGCCUGGUUCCCAUGGCGACUGGCCUCUACCUCUCCUCUCUCACUCGCUGCACUGUCCCCAAUGACCCGGACUGGCAAAAUCAGGACUGACCACACCUUCACCAGCCUCAGCAAUGACCAAUUCCGAACUACCAUUAGUUUCCAGCAGGUCUUUGUCAAUUAAUUUCACCUGGAUCGCUUUCUUUUUUUUUUAAAAACCACGGCAUGUGUUCAGAUUUCUUUGUUGGUGAAAAUGGAAAAACCCUGAUUUGACCAGUCCCACAUCUUAGAUUGUGUUUAGAGAACAUGACACCUGAUAACCUGUCAUUGCUAUGUGAGAAUCGUGGUUUCUUUGUGCAGCAAGGGAUGUAGAAUGAGUUGUGCACAUUGGAGCUGCUUUACUAGGACUUACAACAAACCAGGCACUGUGCCUUUUCUCCAGCUGCUGACCAAGUCAGGGUCCUGCCCUAGACUACACCGCAUCCAUCUUGUAGUGGUGGCAGCAUUCAACUGUCGCCCCCAUCAAUUCUCAUUAUGUUCUUUCCUUGUAAAUGUUCAUGUUGGUAUAUGGUUAUAAAAUUGAAUAAAAUUUGUCUAUUCUC